AAUAAACAUAAAUAUGGCAGGGAAAGGAGAACUCCUAGAACCCGAAAUGAAAAAUGUGCAAUGCUCUGAAAUAGAUGAAUUGAGAGUCGAGUCUACUGAGUGAAGCCUCGCCGAACAAGUCAAUGACGAUAGCAGCAGGGAUCGGGUACGCCUUGCUAGCGCUAGGCCCGUCUCUCUCCCUCUUCGUCUCUGUUAUCUCCAAAAAACCCUUCUUGGUUCUCACCGUACUUUCAAGCACAUUGUUAUGGCUCACAAGUCUCAUCGUGCUGUCGGGAAUAUGGAGGGCAUUUCUGCCUCUCAAAUCAUCAACAUGGUGGCCCUAUAGCAUUCUCAUAUUCACAUCGGUUGCGUUUCAAGAAGGGCUUCGGGUUCUUUUCUGGAAGGUCUACAAGAGGUUGGAAGAUACAUUGGAUGCUUUUGCUGAUAGGGUCUCUAAACCACGCCUAUAUCUGACUGAUAAGAUGCAAAUUGCUCUGGCUGGAGGUUUGGGUCAUGGUGUGGCACAUGCUGUGUUUUUCUGUAUCAGCCUCUUAACACCAGCAUUUGGUCCAGGAACUUUUUUCGUUGACAGAUGCUCGAAGAUUCCGUUUUUUCUUCUUUCUGCACUCAUUGCCCUUGCAUUUGUCACAAUUCAUACUUUUUCUAUGGUCAUUGCAUUCAAUGGAUAUGCAGAAGGGAACAAGGUGGACCAGUUUUUUGUUCCUAUUGUUCAUCUUGUUGCAGGGAUGGUGGUAAUUUUUAAUAUUAGUUUUUCAGAAAUUAUUGCUAGAAUAGCCACAUUGACUUUUUGCCUUCAAAUUUUGUACUUCAUCGCAAUAUUGACCUUAUUGCAUUGCGGGAAGAUGGUGUGGGGAAGGUUAACAGAGAACCGAGGCAGACAGGGUUCUAUGUAGAAUCCAGUGACUUGUGUUACUUGUUUCUAAUUACUGAUGUCCAGUUCCCUCGCCCUGUAUCUUUUUUUGGCAAUUCCAUUGCCCUGUGGUCUGUUAGUCCAAAAGAUCAAGAGCUUAUGCAGCCUGAAGAAAUGUUUGUUUUCGUUAUGAGGCCAAUUCAUUUCCAGCAAAGGACAAGAUGUUCUGUCCUGAUUCUCAGGGAUAGAUGUUAUACCUUGUGUCAAACUGACAAAGGACUUUAGGAGGCAAACUCUAUGUACCUUUCAGGUUCCUAUAAGGGUUUUAGCUUUCACAGAGACCCCAUAGAAGCAUUAUUAAGAAGAAGGAAGUUUCGUGUAUCGUACAUUGUUGCCCUUGAAAGAACCUUUUAAUAUAUAGAUACGACAAGGACCAUGGUUUUUGGUUCCUGGAAA
Prunus mume (Japanese apricot) is the source of this 1306-nucleotide messenger RNA. The record is from RefSeq and is a predicted model, not a curated record. Lineage: Eukaryota; Viridiplantae; Streptophyta; Magnoliopsida; Rosales; Rosaceae.